Nanorana parkeri is the source of this 999-nucleotide messenger RNA. RefSeq names its product RAB32, member RAS oncogene family (gene RAB32). The coding region runs from base 199 to 873 and encodes 224 amino acids. The transcript has 3 exons. Gene Ontology annotation, biological process: endosome to lysosome transport; phagosome-lysosome fusion. NCBI's taxonomy places the organism in Eukaryota, Metazoa, Chordata, Amphibia, Anura, Dicroglossidae. Gene Ontology annotation, cellular component: late endosome; phagocytic vesicle; trans-Golgi network. Gene Ontology annotation, molecular function: GTPase activity; GTP binding. The record is from RefSeq and is a predicted model, not a curated record.
AACACUUGGAAGAAAGUAUUGCGUUACUUUUUUUAUGUGGCCGUAAUUUCGGGCAUGUCGCUGCUAUGCACAGCAGAGAGAGCGCACACGGCUGUCAAUGGUGAAUCAUAGGCGUAGACGGGACAUUGCAGCCUUUCCUACUUCCUUAUAGUGUGUGUAUACAAACAGACCCGUUGGCUGGCAUUGCUCUGAGGCUUCAUGGCAGGGGAAGCGACAAGCGGAGAGCUCGGGCUAUCUGCCGGGGUUCCUGAGCGCAGGGAAUUCCUCUUCAAAGUGCUGGUGAUCGGGGAGCUGGGGGUGGGCAAGACCAGCAUCAUCAAACGUUACGUUCACCAGCUCUUCUCCCAGCACUACAGGGCCACCAUAGGAGUGGAUUUCGCUCUGAAAGUUAUCAACUGGGACGGCAAGACUUUAGUCAGACUGCAGCUAUGGGACAUUGCAGGGCAAGAGCGGUUUGGAAAUAUGACCAGAGUGUACUAUAAAGAGGCUGUGGGUGCCUUUGUGGUGUUUGAUGUUACAAGAUUUUCAACUUUUGAAGCCAUCACGAAGUGGAAAUCUGACUUGGAUAGCAAAGUUUAUCUUCCAGGCGGUGGACCCAUACCUGCCAUUCUUCUCGCCAACAAGUGUGAUCAAAAGAAGGAAAACAGUAUGCAGAGUUCUUCGCAGCUGGAUCACUUCUGUAAAGAAAACGGUUUUGUUUCAUGGUUUGAAACCUCUGCAAAGGACAACGUUAACAUUGAUGACGCUGCUCGAUGCUUGGUUGAAAACAUUCUUCAAAAUUCCAAGAACUUCCCCAUAGAAGAGAAUGAUGUCAGCUGUGUACAGCUUGACAGGGAGCCCUUAACUGCCGAAAGUAAAUCACUAUGCUGCUAACCCUUAGAAUAACACCAGAAGACAAACCAUAAGACUGCUGCCAAAUGCUGAUUCUACCACUGCCUUUACAUCGGCUCAUGUCCACCGAUUACCAAGUUUACAGCAUUUGCCUGCUAUUUGUAAAAA